Molecule: messenger RNA, 731 nt
Organism: Heterotrigona itama
Lineage: Eukaryota; Metazoa; Arthropoda; Insecta; Hymenoptera; Apidae
Source: the annotation of a GenBank genome assembly
AUGGGGACGAUGCCAUUGGCCAAUAUACAAGAAUAUUGGUCAAAAAACCAAGCAAGCCACAUUACAUUUUAUCCCAAACGUUUACAAGAGAUAGAUUUACGCAGAUUUUUUUGGAUGUUACAUGCGAAAAUAGUUUCGGCACAAAGUACUAACUCUACACGUUUGCAGCAAAUAAGUGGCUAUCUUGAUUAUAUAAAUUCAAAAUUUUUGAAUUAUUUUAUACCGAGUGAGGAAAUUUGUGUCGACGAGUCUGUUGCUGAGUUUCGUUUAUCACAUAUAAUCCGAAAAAACCAACGAAAUGAGGUAUUCGAAUCCUAUACGUUAGCAGAUUCUAAUACGGGUUAUAUUUGUGGCAUUCUGCCUUAUUAUGGUAGCCUUACAACACAAACAUUGAUAAGACCGGACCUUCCAGUAUCCAGUAGAAUUCCAUUAUACCUGUACACAAUGCUAUUGAAUAAAAGUCCCGAUGCGCAGGAACAUCAUAUGUUUACAGACCGUUAUUAUACAAGUUAUAUUUUGAAUAAUGAAUUACGCAAAUUAAAAUAUCAUUUGACCGGCACAAUAUUAACAAAUAGGAAAGAGUUGCCAAAUGCGAUAAGGAAACCAAAUCUUAAACAAAAAUUAAUAAUAGCUUAUCGCAAGAACAAUAAUUUGCAAAUUGGUAUAAUGCAGAGAUGAGUGUUGAAAGAGCACUCCACCAUGGUGUUCAAACUGUUGCGAUCAUAAAUUAA